AUGAUCCGCGCGCCGCAUUCCCGUCGUAUCCGACAGAAGAAAAAACGGUUUGCCAGGAGUUUUUUCGUGACCAACUUCUUCAUCAAGCCGAACGCACUUCUGGAAAAUUGCAUUGUGAAAAAGUGUCUUAAAAUGAACGACCUUGAUGACGUCAUCAUCUUAUAGUCAUUCUUGCGGCUCUAAUUUUCUCAACGCGAUCUAGUUUUUAAUUUAGCGAAGAUUACGAACCCAAAUUAUGGGAGUUUUCUUUUUUUUUAAUCAUUUGAUACCUGAACUGCCGCGAGCUUUUUUUUUCUCGUUUUCCUAUCUCGUGCCUCUCAUUUCGUGCCACCCACAUUGUUUUGAAGUGUCUAGUACCUUUUUUUUAUAAUUCAUUUUUGCACGCUAUAAUUCUGAAAAAGGACAUAUCGACCUGAGACACAUUUAGCUUUGGAACCGCAAUUUCUAUCACACGCACACCUUUUUUCCGUAUUUACGAAGAAAAAUGAAAAACUGAAAGUAAUAAAUUUGAGUAUCUUCGUGAGGUUUUGCAAUCUUGCAAAAGUUGCUUACAAAACCAAGACAAUUUGCCUAUUUCAGAAAUGAUUUAGCUCGGUUUUAAGUUAGAACGAUUUUCAAAAAUUCUUUUUGUGCCUUUCAUAAAUGAUAAACGUUUCAUUCUCAAGCUUGUGGUUAACCGUGAGUCCAACAAACUUUCAUUUUCAUUAUUUUUUCCAUGAAGAAUUCGACUUUAAAACCUUUUUUUACUGGAAAGUCCUUUGUGAUGGGGAUAAAAUUUCUGGCUUCAGCACUUUCAUCAAUAAAGUUUAGCAAGGAAUAACAAAAAUAAAAUUUAGUUUUGUUCUAUUAUUUUAUGUAAUUUUAAUCUUUGCCACUAUAUAUGUCUUUUUUGCUUCAAUAAUUUAUUUUAUCUUGGAUGGUAUCAAUUUUCAAGUUUUUGUCGUGAUUUGAUGAUCCUUUUGAUGCUAGUAAAAAGUUUCUCAACGAUAUUUUGAACUCUUUCCUAACUUCACCAUUUAUAAACUCUUUAAAUUGAAAAAAUAUUGAAGUUUUUCGACAGGAAAUUUUUGUGAUUAUUCCUUUGAACCUCUUGUAACUCUCAAGCAGCUUUUUUUCCUGUUUAUCGAUUGUCUUAUCAAUCGACGUCGCUACCUUUUGUUCUACCAUUUAUCCAGAAGGAUACCAAAGCUUCAUUUAGCUAUGGUCAAGAAACUGAGAGUCUACUCCCAUAAGAAUCUCUGUCUAAUUUUCUAAUUUUGGGUUUUCCGUAACCGUUUUUAGUGAAUAUUCACUAUCCAAUGUUUCGAAAUUUGAGAGAAAAGUAGUAAGAUCUACACUUCCUUUAGCAGAGAGUCUAAAGGAACCGCGAUGUUAAACACCUGCCAUUCUCCGUCGGAUCUUCCUUCCUCGUCAUCUUCACUUUACUGAAAAUCGAUUCGAGAUAAUUUUUCGCAAAACUUAAGAACUCUACGCCUCUGAAUUUCUUCCGUAUUAUAAUACCAAAAUUUGUGAAAAUUCUUUUCGCUUUAAUUUUUUGAGCGUAGUCCAAAUUCUCAGAGUCUUCUCCUCUAAAACGUUGUAAUGCGGGCCCCCUAGCUGAAAUUGCGGAAAUUCGUCGGACUUUUUUCGUAAUUACACGAGAAAACGUUGAUAAGUUCUGAUUUGAGUUCAGUCCUCAUCUUCCUCUAUAUCUGUAGUCUCUUUGGCCUCUCAGUACCUGGCCCUAUGGAGAAGGCAGUCUGCGUUUCUAGCCACGAAGAGAGGAGCACCCUGUCUGUCUGCACUCUAGCACCUACCCCGUUCGGAGACGAAAGACGGCGCAGGAGAGUGAGACCGCGACUGAUUCCUUGUCGCAAGCCUUUAUGCUUCCUGAUCUACAUGUCCCGAGCUUCUCCGGAUCAACUACCCGACUUUCAAUUUCCAAUUCGGGACUCGCACUCCGUUAUCCCCUCAGGCUCUCAGGACGCCUAUAGGCCUGUAGCCUUCCAGGAGAUAUGA
Messenger RNA from Caenorhabditis auriculariae, 1998 nucleotides. The record is from the annotation of a GenBank genome assembly. Lineage: Eukaryota; Metazoa; Nematoda; Chromadorea; Rhabditida; Rhabditidae.